UCGCCGCUCCGUUUUCUACGCCCCGGACCCCCGCCACGGACAACAACACAGAGACGCGCCGGGAAUCCGACUCCUUCCUUUUUUUCCCCCAAAAAAUCCCCUUUUUGGUCCAUUUUGAGGGAUUUUCUCGACGCCGAGCCAAACUGAAAAAUGGCGGAAGAUGGAGAGCCAACUACCGGUACCAUGGCUGUUGAGGAGCCCCUAGACCUCAUCCGCUUGUCGCUGGACGAGAGGAUCUACGUCAAGAUGCGCAAUGAGAGAGAGCUUAGAGGACGUCUGCAUGCGUAUGACCAGCACCUCAACAUGAUUCUAGGGGACGUGGAAGAGACUGUGACGUCAGUGGAGGUUGACGACGAAACUUUUGAAGAGGUUUACAAAACAACGAGGAGGAAUAUCCCCAUGCUAUUUGUUCGAGGCGACGGCGUGAUCCUUGUAGCUCCUCCAAUGAGAGGCGGAGGGGUAUAGGAAUUAGAAUUGCAUACUUAGUUAGAAUUAUUUCCUUGUUUUAUGGGUGGGAGGAAUGUCUAAAACCUACCUGUAAUGUCAUUAGGAUUUUAUAAUGGGUAUUGCUAAUAUUUUAUGUUAUAAUUGUGGACUUGAAAGAUUUUCAUGUAAUGGCUGGGGUCCAUGUUUCAGAUACCUUUUGUGGAAGGUAGUGUUAGAAAUGGUUUUUAAAUUCUAUUUUACAUUUUUCUAGUAUUUAUUUAUUUUUUCUUGCGAGAAGCUACCUUAUGUUCCAUAAGUAACUUAUCAUACAAUAGUAUGAAAAAAAGUCAGAACAUUUGUUUCAAGAUAGCAGUUCCCAGUUUCCACUUUUCCAAAGACUGAAAGUAGGUAAUAAAAACAAUUGCAAAGCAUUUCAGGAUUUUCAACUUAUUCAAUCCUUUUAUGAGAAGACGAUGUUAAAAAUUAAAGUGUUUAAUUAUA
Molecule: messenger RNA, 927 nt
Organism: Penaeus monodon (black tiger shrimp)
Lineage: Eukaryota; Metazoa; Arthropoda; Malacostraca; Decapoda; Penaeidae
Gene: LSm3
Product: U6 snRNA-associated Sm-like protein LSm3
Exons: 3
Coding region: 151-465 (104 amino acids)
Biological process (GO): P-body assembly; mRNA splicing, via spliceosome
Cellular component (GO): catalytic step 2 spliceosome; U4/U6 x U5 tri-snRNP complex; Lsm1-7-Pat1 complex
Molecular function (GO): RNA binding
Source: RefSeq, a predicted model, not a curated record